Sturnus vulgaris (Common starling) is the source of this 2049-nucleotide messenger RNA. Lineage: Eukaryota; Metazoa; Chordata; Aves; Passeriformes; Sturnidae. The record is from RefSeq and is a predicted model, not a curated record.
AUGGCGGGCGGCUGGGAGACAGCGCUGGGCCUGGGGCUCUGCCUCGCCGCCCUGCACCGCGGAGGCUGCCGCCUCCCCAGCGUGGCCACGGCACCCCAAACUCCAGCUGCAGUGCUGCGGGACAAUUUCCGCCUGCAGCCAGGUGAUUUGGUGACCACCGCGGGGCAAGCGUUGGAGCUGGACUGUGUCCCCCCCUUGGGGUACCCCGAACCCUACAUUACCUGGAAGAAGGACGGGGUGACCUUGGACUUGGUAGGUGGCAGGUACAUGGUCACCAAGGGGAAGUUGCAGGUGGCAUCAGCACUACGGAGCGACUCCGGUCUCUACAUCUGCGUGGCGGCCAAUGCGGCAGGCAAGAGGGAGAGCAGGGGUGCCCGAGUCUCUGUGCUGGAGAAGCCGAGCAUUGUGCGGCACCCAAGCGAGGCCGUGGCGGUGCCUGGCAGCACCGUGGAGCUGGGUUGCAGCGCCCGAGGUGACCCGGCGCCACAGGUGCAGUGGCACAAGGAGCAUGGAGACCUGCCCUGGGACAGGCACGAGGUGGACCGGGAGCACACUCUGCGCCUCUACGCCGUGACGCCCGCCGACGCCGGCGCGUACGUGUGCACAGCACAGAGCCAGCUGGGCACCGCUGCUGCCACCACCUUCCUCCACGUGGAGGACCGGCUGGCAACGGGCCAGCAGGAGGCUGCACCACGGGACCUGCUGGCUGUGCGGCUGCACCUGGACAACGGCACUGCCCUGCCCACUGCUGCCGUGCAGCUCCGCUGGCAGUUGCUGAUGCCGGUGCCGGUGCCCGUGGGUUACAUGGUGCUGUACCGCAGCCUGCUCCCGGUCACCACCUCCUGGAUCCAGCACGAUGCAGGCAGGGAGCUCAGCGCCAUCAUCCCUGCGCUCCGCAGGGGCUACAAGUACGAGUUCAAGGUCCGGCCCUACACUGGAGGGACGCAGGGUUCAGACAGCAACAGCAGGCACCUCUGGAUACCUGAGGAAGUGCCUAGUGCAGCGCCCCAGCGUGUCACCAUCCAGGCUGAGACAGGGAACGGCACCGUGGUCGUGAGCUGGGAGCCACCUCCUCCUGAAGGCCACAAUGGCGUCAUCCAGGGCUACCAGGUCUGGUCGAUGGCUGAGGGCUGGCAGCGUCCCACCAACAGGACAGUGGACGGAGCCACCCGCCGCCUGGAAACCCUCCUGCCACAGCCUGGGGCUGAAUUCUGUGUGCAGGUGGCAGCUUUCAACAGUGCAGGGCUGGGGGUUCCCAGCAACGCCACGUGUGGAGUCCUGGGGCUGACAGCAGGGAGCAGCAGGGUGGUCCAGGCACUGCGGCAGCCUGCUGUCAUCGCAGCCGCUGGCUCCAUGCUCUGGUUGGCCCUACUCGCCCUCCUCCUCCUCCUCUGCCAGCGCCGUGCCAGCCAGGACGCUGCAGCUCGCCACAGACCCGCGGCACCGACCACACCACGGUCCUUCUCACCCCUGCACACCUACGGCUACAUCUAUGGGCCACCAACCUCUGAGCUAGGUGAGGAGGAGGAGGAGGAGGAAGAAGAGGAGGAGGAGGAAGAGCGCACAGCCACCAGGGGCUCGCCGGGAGGGUCGCUGCUGAACGGCUGGGGGUCUGUCUCAGAGGACAACUUUGCCAGCACUCGCUGCAGCUUGGUGAGCUCCUGUGACAGCUCCUUCCUCCUGGACGCCAGCUUCGCCCGGGCGCUGGCCGUGGCUGUCGAUGGCCUCUGCUGCAGCCUUGAGGACACUGAUGGGGUCUAUGGAGGUCCCUCCCCACCACCAUCACCCUUGGAGCAGAUCUUCCCACCUGGAGUCCACACUACCACCUGGGACUGGUGGACAGCACUGGAGGUCCCACAGAGGACCAGGACAGGGGCAGCCAUGAACAGUAGCUCACAGAAUGGUGGCCAGGGGUCAGGGAUUGGCAGCCCCUGGGCCAGGGAAGGUGGCGAGCUGGGGACAGGAGGAACAGGAGCAUGGCAGUCCCCAAGGAGCAGGACGCAGCAAGGCCAGAGUCCCCUUGACUCAGCUAAAAUCCAGCUUUAUUAG